Tripterygium wilfordii is the source of this 2248-nucleotide messenger RNA. RefSeq names its product serine/threonine-protein kinase PBS1-like. Gene Ontology annotation, molecular function: protein kinase activity; ATP binding. The transcript is spliced from 5 exons. The record is from RefSeq and is a predicted model, not a curated record. NCBI's taxonomy places the organism in Eukaryota, Viridiplantae, Streptophyta, Magnoliopsida, Celastrales, Celastraceae. The coding region runs from base 393 to 1790 and encodes 465 amino acids. Gene Ontology annotation, biological process: protein phosphorylation.
GAGACGAUAGAGAGAGGUAGAUGGAGAGCUCUUACAUGUGCAGUGAACAGUGUGUAAAUGGAGCCGAAGACAAAAGCCGGCUUGUUCCACCUCUCUUUCGCUGCUAAAUUCUCAUUUCCUUACCACCAGGAAUCAAGUGCUCUCGUUUUUCUUUUACUUCAUUAAUCGAUAAACUAUAUUUUUUUAUUUGUUUUUAACUAGUUAGUAUAUGUUUGGUGUUCUAAUCUGAUCGGGAAGAGGGAGAAGGGAAUUGGACAAGGAAAGUUUCCAAUUUCGAUGGGAUUUUCGUGUAUAAUUGGAUUAUGAGAAUGAAUUGUUAACUGGGUUUUUGGGAUAAAUCUGCCAAGUUAUUGGAGGUGUAAGGAUUUGCAAGGUUUGAUUGAUUUGAGGAGAUGGGUUGUUUCCCUUGUUUCGAUUCAAGAGAGGAGGAGGAACUGAAUCCAGUGCAAGAUCAUGAUGAUGCAAAACAAAGCCAGCCAACAGUCUCCCCUCACAUUUCCAGAUUGUCUUCUGGAGUAGAGAGACUCAGAUCAAGAAGCAAUGGAGGUUCUAAGAGGGAAAUACCUGGUGUAAGGGAUGGGCUUCCUGCUGGCCAAAUUGCUGCUCAAACAUUUACUUUUCGUGAGCUUGCUGCUGCAACUAAGAAUUUCAGGCCAGAGUGCUUCUUAGGAGAAGGAGGAUUUGGACGUGUAUAUAAGGGACGACUGGAAAGCACUGGUCAGGUCGUUGCUGUAAAACAAUUGGAUAGAAAUGGUCUACAAGGUAACAGGGAAUUUCUAGUGGAAGUCCUCAUGCUUAGCCUUCUUCAUCAUUCAAACUUAGUGAGCUUGAUUGGCUACUGUGCUGAUGGGGAUCAGCGCCUCCUUGUCUAUGAGUUUAUGGCUUUGGGAUCUUUGGAAGAUCACCUUCAUGAUCUUCCACCUGAUAAGGAACCCUUGGAUUGGAACACAAGAAUGAAAAUAGCUGCUGGUGCAGCUAAAGGUUUGGAGUACCUGCAUGAUAAAGCGAACCCUCCAGUAAUUUAUAGGGAUUUCAAGUCAUCCAACAUAUUAUUGGAUGAAGGCUUUCAACCAAAGCUUUCUGAUUUUGGCCUUGCAAAGCUUGGUCCUGUUGGGGACAAGUCGCAUGUUUCCACCAGGGUUAUGGGUACUUAUGGUUAUUGUGCCCCUGAAUAUGCUAUGACCGGACAGCUGACAGUGAAAUCUGAUGUCUAUAGUUUUGGAGUAGUCUUCUUAGAGCUGAUUACUGGACGCAAAGCAAUUGACAGCACCAAACCCCAUGGGGAGCAGAACCUUGUUGCAUGGGCACGUCCACUUUUCAACGAUCGCAGGAAGUUUUCGAAACUGGCAGAUCCACGGCUGGAAGGUCACUAUCCAAUGCGGGGUCUCUACCAAGCAUUAGCUGUUGCAUCCAUGUGCAUCCAAGAACAGGCUGCUACUCGUCCUCUCAUUGGGGAUGUGGUUACUGCACUAUCUUAUCUGGCGAACCAGUCAUACGACCCCAACUCUCAUGGCUACAAAGGUUUAGGAGAUAGGGAUGAGAAGAGAAACAGAGAUGAGAGAGGUGGAAGGAUAUUAAAGAACGAGGAAGGCAGAGGAUCUGGACGUAGAUGGGAGUUGGAAGGAUCUGAGAAAGAGGACUCCCCGAGAGAAACUGCAAGGAUGCUAAACAGGGAUUUAGAUAGAGAACGAGCUGUUGCUGAGGCUAAGAUGUGGGGAGAGAAUUGGCGAGAAAAAAGAAGACAAAGCGCACAAGGCAGUUUUGAUGGCAGUAACGGUAGUAGCCGGUGACAGUGCUCAGCACCAUUUCCCACAUUUGCGCCUUCCGCGGCAUUUUCUCACCAGAGUGAAGAAACUGACGCCAAGCUUUGCUUGUGCUGGUCCAUCCAAAGUGAUUGUUGUUGAAGGACUUGGUGUCAGCAAGUUGUUAACUUCUUGUCGCUUUUUCUUUUAGGUUCUUUUUGAAGAAAAGAAGAAGGUGAUGAUAAUGAUGACAAAGCAUAAUUGAGUGUGUACAUUAUCUGCUAGGAGAUCAAGAACAGAACAGAACAGACACAUUUAUAAAUUUUGAGAGGUCAUGUUACGCUCUGCUUGCUCAUGUAAGUUUCUUCUGGACAGAACCAAUUCUGUUGUCUGUACUUUAUAGUGUUCAUGAAAGUGAACAAAUCAGUUCCACUUUACCAACUAAUCUACAUAAACUCUUUAUCAACUUUCUAGUGUUCCUGAUGCAAUCAUGCAGAUUUGAUUCA